Messenger RNA from Mauremys reevesii (Reeves's turtle), 2636 nucleotides. RefSeq names its product zinc finger and SCAN domain-containing protein 21-like. NCBI's taxonomy places the organism in Eukaryota, Metazoa, Chordata, Testudines, Geoemydidae. The record is from RefSeq and is a predicted model, not a curated record. Gene Ontology annotation, molecular function: RNA polymerase II cis-regulatory region sequence-specific DNA binding; DNA-binding transcription factor activity, RNA polymerase II-specific. Gene Ontology annotation, biological process: regulation of transcription by RNA polymerase II.
GGGGAACCGGCCCGGCCUCCCCCUGCGUCCGGGCGGGGCGGCGAGUGUUUUGCUGCAGGAGCCUGGACCAUUCCAGCAGGAACAAGGGAGAGAUGCAGGUUUGAAAACUAAAGCACUUACCUCAGCUGGGAUAAGGCUGUUUUCACAAGACACAAAAUGGCUGCAAAGCACCAUGGUCGGAAGCCCCUGGGGCUGCAGAUCCAGGGUCCACUACAACAAGUGGUGCUAACGCAUGUCAAAGUGGAAACAGAAAAUCCAGCAGGGCCCAAACCAGGGAAGGAAUCGGAGAGAGAAGGGAAAGACGCUGCUGUGAUGCCACCCAUCUCAGCAUGUCCCCCAUUGUCCCAGACAGGACGACAAAAAUCCAGCUCUGAGCAACAGGAGAAGAUCCCCCAGCAUUGGGAAAAUCAAAAUCAGGACAUGCUGCGAGCCCCCUGGACCUCUCCUGAGGCUGUACCGGCAUCAGCCUGGGCCUGGGGAAACCCAGAACUGCCUGAGCUCACACCAGAGGAUGACAUUGAGGUCUAUCUAGCUUCCUUCGAGCGAGUGGCUGAAGCCUGCCACUGGCCCAGAAGAGAGUGGGUGACCCGACUCCUGCCAUCUCUCACUGGAAAAGCCCAACAGGCCAUUAGCAGCCUGAAUGCCAGAGACGCCCAAGACUACAGGAAGGUGAAGACAGCCAUCCUGCGAGUGCAACAUCAGCACGAGAUGCAGCGCCUUCACUUCAGGCAGUUCCGCUACCAGGAGGCCAAAGGGCCCCAGGAGGUCUGCAGCCGCCUGCGGGAACUCUCCCAUCGAUGGCUGAAGCCGGAGAUCCGCACCAAGGAGCAGAUCAUGGAGCUGCUGAUCCUGGAGCAGUUCCUGACCAUCCUGCCUGAGGAAAUCCAGAGCUGGAUCUGGGUACGUCACCCGGAAACUUGCGCCCAGGCUGUUUCCCUGGCAGAGGAUUUCCAGCUGGGACAGCGAGAGGCUGGAGUGUGGGAGCAGCAGGUCACAGUGCACGUAAAGGUUGAGGAAAUGGAGACCCCUGAAGCAUUAUGGGAAUCUCAGAACUCCCAGCUGGAGCAACUGCAGCCCAGUCACAAGUGCGUCUCCCCAGAGGAGGUUGGACAAGACAAGUCCAAGUUGCCCUGUGCCGAGGAGAAUCAAGCACUACAGGAAACUGGUGCUGGGAUCCUGAGCAGAACUGAGGAGCAGCCUUGUGACAAAGGCCCUGAAAACCUGCUGCUGCCCAGCGUACCAGAAAGGGGAUCAGGAGAGAGUGUUACCCACAAAUGUGAGCAGGGAGAAGCCUGCAAGAGGCAGAAGAGGAGCCCAGCACAUGAGACAGAUCCCCCAGGGGAACGUGAGAGCAGAUUUAGGAGACUAACCCAGCUCCCUGCACCGGGGAGACCACGGACCAUAGGAGACUAUCACUGUCAAAGCAAUUUUCUCAGGACAGAGAAACCCCACAGAGGUAGAGACUGUGGGGAAAGGUUCGGGGACAAGCAGAAGCUUACAGAGCAUGGAAAAGUCCACAGGAGUGAGAGGCCCCAUCCUUGUGCUGAAUGUGGGAAGAGCUUCAACCGCCUAGCUCAUCUCAAGACACACCAGAGAACCCACACAGGAGAGAAACCCUAUUUCUGUGCAGAUUGUGGGAAACGCUUCGGCCACCUCUCCACACUGACCACUCACCAGAGACUGCACACAGGGGAGAGACCUUACUCCUGUGCUGAGUGCGGGAAAACCUUCACUCACCCCUCAGACUUGAAUAAGCACCAGCGCUCCCACACAGGUGAGCGGCCCUACCCCUGCGCCGAGUGCGGGAAGCGCUUCAGCCAGCUCUCCAACCUGACUAAACACCAAAGAAGCCACACCGAGGAGCGGCCUUACCCAUGCACUGAGUGUGGGAAGAGCUUCAAAUACCUCGCUGAUCUCACUGUGCACGAGCGCUCCCACACGGGCGAGCGGCCCUUCCCAUGCCCUGAGUGCGGGAAGAGCUUCAGUAACAAAUCCUCUCUGGCCCGUCACCAGAGAAUCCACGCCAGAGCCGCAGCCAGAAACAAGUGAGACCAUGUUUAGACUAUAGACUAAGCAAGAGCUCCCCUCCCAUUAGCCUGUAUAUGUGAUUGGAGCAGAACAUGAGCCACUACUACACAGCCUGAGGGAAGUCAGCCCUCCACCCUCCCUUAUGCCAUCAUCACCCCCUCACAUCCUACAGGAGAAUGAGGAGGCUUAAGUGGAGUCCCAGUGCCUGAAACCUCCAGAAGAUAUUCUGUUCUUACCUGCUUUUACUAAUAGCACCUAGCUCUUGUAUAUCUCUCUCCAUAUGUUGAAGUGCUGCAGAAAGGCGGUAAGGUGAUAAGAGAGCCCUGCUUUCCUUUCUGCUGCUCUGGGGCAGGUGUGUAUUUGUAGUAUCCAUAAGCAAAGCAGGGCAGCCAGAGGAGAAAGGAUUUUUGUUUUCCAAGGCCCCAACAUCUGAGAUCUAUCAACUCCACAGGAGAAAUGGUCCUGCUUCCCAACAGCACUCUGCUAGCAGCACCUCUCACUGCCUGGCCCCUGCAAUGCCUGAUUUGUAACUCAGGCCUGGUCUACACUAUGCGUUUAAACCGAAUUUAGCAGCGUUAAACCGAUUUAACCCUGCACCCAUCCACACA